CAAAAAUGAAUCUCUAACUAGGUCAAUUUCAGAAGCGGGUGCUCGUGUCGUUGUGGAUGCAAAGCCAAGUUCUUCGCAACAAGCAAUCCUUGAUCAGUUUUUGCAAAAUGCUGCAAAAUCUGCAAAAUUAAAAAGCAGUUUUUCUGUACUUAAUCCUUCAGCGUCUGCUUACAUUUCAUCGUCACUCCAGCCAACAUCUUCUACUACUGACUGCGGGCAAGAUGUUUCUGAAACGAAGGAAAUUUCCGAAGAUAGUAUUUCAACUGCUCCGGUUAUGAAGCUUUCCUCACCUACAGCAGCUACCUAUGGUAAUGAUGAUACGGGUGGCAGCAAUGAACCACUGUUUAUUCUAAAUGAUGGAAACAAUUUGUCACAGUUACUUCAUGUUGCGAACGAUAUGGAUUUAACAUUUACUUACAAUUCUAGGCGGAUGGGAGAAUUUUGUUUUGAAUCCAACGGUCAAGAUAUGAGAGGCAGAUCUGUUGUAUUUGCUGAUUUAGGAACCAAAAUAUCUAUACGUGAGCGCUUAGAUGGCAACGACAUGAACUAUGAAGAAUGGAGUAAAGCGGAUUGGAAGCAAUUUCUGUGGGCAGUACGUGGAAAAUGUAUGAAUAUUCUUCGAGGGAUUUAA
Molecule: messenger RNA, 631 nt
Organism: Thelazia callipaeda (thelaziosis nematode)
Lineage: Eukaryota; Metazoa; Nematoda; Chromadorea; Rhabditida; Thelaziidae
Source: the annotation of a GenBank genome assembly